Messenger RNA from Mytilinidion resinicola, 856 nucleotides. RefSeq names its product putative short chain dehydrogenase/ reductase. The coding region runs from base 1 to 822 and encodes 273 amino acids. NCBI's taxonomy places the organism in Eukaryota, Fungi, Ascomycota, Dothideomycetes, Mytilinidiales, Mytilinidiaceae. The record is from RefSeq and is a predicted model, not a curated record. Gene Ontology annotation, molecular function: oxidoreductase activity, acting on the CH-OH group of donors, NAD or NADP as acceptor. The transcript is spliced from 2 exons.
AUGUCGGAUAAGCAGUUGGUCGGUAAGGUGGCCCUUGUAACGGGUGCAUCUUCGGGCAUCGGCAGGGCAUGUGCUCUUUCUCUGGCGAAACAAGGUGCAAGCGUCGUGUGUUGCGAUCUGCGGGCAGAAGCAAACCCGCAAGGCUUUGAGCCAGAUCUGCAUAUCACGACACCGGAUGUUAUUUCAGGACUAGGUGGAAAGGCAAUCUUCGUUGCUGUGGACAUGGGCGACUUGAAGCAAGUGGAGAAGGCUUUCAAGGAAGCGAUUGAUAAAUUCGGUCGGCUCGAUAUUUUGAUCAACUGUGCUGGAUACUGGGCCUCUCCUUUCCGAGACUUCGUGGACGAAACCGAUGAGCUGUGGCAAAAGACAUUCGAUGUCAACACCCUUGGCGUAGCGAAGGCAUGUCGCCUCGCGAUCAGCUUGUACAAGACUAACGAAGUGGAUGAGACAUGGGGUAGCAGAGGUAGAAUCGUCAAUAUUUCGUCAUGCGCUGGACAUGUCGCUAUCAAGGGAGAGGUUGCGUAUUCAGCAAGCAAGGCUGCUCUCAAUCACAUCACAAGAGCAGGAGCUAUCGAUCAUGCUAAGGAUCAUAUCAACAUCAAUUGCGUAGCUCCAGGGAUCACUGCUACUGGCAUAUCACGAGUCAAUUUCGAGGAUGAAAACAUCAUCAAUACAUGGAAGAAGAUCAACCCUUGGCCUCGCCUUGGCAAGGCCCAGGAUAUCGCGGAUGCGGUGAUGUUUUUCUGUCUGCCCUGUAGCCAGUGGAUCACUGGUCAACUUCUUCCUGUGGAUGGUGGGUUCACUCUUGGUAUCGCUUCGUAGGCAAAACUGUUGGCAAAUACUCAGAAAGCGGAAG